Dentiscutata erythropus is the source of this 975-nucleotide messenger RNA. The record is from the annotation of a GenBank genome assembly. Lineage: Eukaryota; Fungi; Glomeromycota; Glomeromycetes; Diversisporales; Gigasporaceae.
CCACAACAACACUCUGUAUCACCACCACCGUUGCAACACCCAAUUCCAACUCACCCACCGAUUCAAAUGCGCGAUCCGCCGUCUUCACCUUCGCCACCAACACAACAACACUUGCAUAACACGAACAUAUGGCAUCUAAAUGACGCUACAACACAAAUGGGAGUGGAAUUUGGACGUACAGUGCUGACUGCUGGAUCCGAAUAUGUCGAGAAAAAUAUCAACCGAUAUGUCGACAUUCCCGCUCUUAAAUAUUAUUUCAAAGUAAAUAAUUCAUACGUGGCAAAUAAAAUAAAAUUGCUAUUAUUCCCGUGGAGACAUAAACGAUGGACUCGUAUUGUAAUACGAUCUGAACAAAAUGGUCAGUUGGAAGGAUUUAAACCACCCAGAGAUGAUAUCAAUUCACCAGAUUUAUAUAUACCAGCAAUGGCUCUUGUGACAUAUGUAUUACUCACAGGAAUAGUCUCGGGAACUCAAGGCAACAAAUUUCAUCCAGAGGUUUUAGGAGUUAAUGCAACUUCUGCGUUUCUCCUCAUGGUGCUAGAAUUGGCAUUUAUUAAGUUGGGAUGUUAUUUGUUGAACAUUACAUCGGAUACUAAUAUAUUAAAUUUACUGGCAUAUUCUGGAUAUAAAUUCGUUGGUGUCAUUGUCACUUUGGCCGUUUCUUUGAUAGCACCUUUUUGGGUUGUUGCUAGCACAUUCGUUUACACAGCUUUUGCUAACGGAUUUUUCUUGCUGCGAUCGCUUCGACAAGUCGUGUUUCCUGAUGCUAGUGCUACUGUCGAUCCCAAUCAAGAACAGUAUGAAAAUAAAAUUUUUGUUCCUGCCCAAUUAGAAUCAGCAUUGCAUAGGAAUGUUCUUGGAUCGGCUGCUUUUGAUCAGUUUGCUCGCGGAGUGGAAGUGCAUCAACAAACAUGCGUUAAACGGCCUGCUCACUUUCAGAAGAAUCGUGCUAUCGGACGAUGGCACAAAUAUUAA